Messenger RNA from Acipenser ruthenus (sterlet), 3768 nucleotides. RefSeq names its product thrombospondin-3a-like. The record is from RefSeq and is a predicted model, not a curated record. The transcript has 23 exons. NCBI's taxonomy places the organism in Eukaryota, Metazoa, Chordata, Actinopteri, Acipenseriformes, Acipenseridae. Gene Ontology annotation, biological process: cell adhesion. Gene Ontology annotation, molecular function: calcium ion binding. Bases 308 to 3184 code for a protein of 958 amino acids. Gene Ontology annotation, cellular component: extracellular region.
ACGGCUGUCGGUGAUUGACAUCUCGCUGUGUCUGCCUUUCAAGAGAAGUUUGUCGAUGCUGAGUCGGGACGUGUGGAGCGGAGUGGAGUCUGGAGAGGGUAAAUCAUACAGCUCGGAGACGCGCAGAGAGCAGUCCAGGACUCGGCUCAAGACGCUGCACUGUCGGGACGGGACUGAAGGAGUUCGGCUAGUAUCGACUGCACAACGGACGAAGAGAAAUUAAACACAUUUUAAACAGGACUGUUUCAGUCAUCGGGACCCCCGUUGUAUCUCUGCCAGACAUCAUCUCUACUGCGCUUCUGAUAACAUGGAGCGAAGGAGCCUGCCGCUGCCAGUUAUACUUGCAAUCUGUGCGCUGAUGGAAACCGGCAUUUGCAACAUAGAUAAGCAAGAAAUGCAAGUGAUCGACCUCCUAGGCCUGCAGGACUCUAAGCAGACCGCAGCCGCUGUGGAGAAAGUGUCCUCAGAGAUGGGGAGGGUCGACGAUCUCUACGUGGUGUCCAGCUUCAGACUGCCGGCCAAACUAGGAGGGGUUCUCAUGGGACUCUACUCCAGACAGGACAACAGCAAAUUCCUGGAGGUCGCCAUCAUGGGCAAGAUUAACAAAGCUCUAGUGCGCUAUGUAAGAGAAGAUGGAAAGCUCCACGCUGUCAACCUGCAGAACCCUAACCUGGCAGACGGGCAGAGCCACUCUCUGAUCCUGCGAAUUGGGGGCCUGCGUCGAGACACCCUCACCAUGGAGAUGUACGUGGACUGUCGGCUGGCAGACUCCAGCCAGGGUCUGCCCGGAUUGGUCAGGCUGCCUGUAGAGGCGGAGUCAGUGGAUAUACGAACAGGAUACAAGUCCUAUGCAAGGCUGCAGGGUGGGGUGGACAUUCUGAAGCUUGUCCUAGGGGGGACAGUGUCCAAAGUGGGGGUUCUCACUGACUGUCCAUUUCAGGGGGAUGCAUCAAUACACAACACAGUGAAUGGUGCUUUGAACUCAAUUCUGGGUGACCAGACGAAGGCUCUGAUUGGUCAGCUCAUCUUGUUUAAUCAAAUUCUGGGGGAACUCCGAGAAGAUAUCAGGGAACAGGUGAAGGAGAUGGCACUGAUCAGAAACACUAUUCUUGAGUGCCAAGUAUGCGGUUUCCACGAGUCGCGAUCCCGCUGCACCCCCAGCCCUUGUUUCCAGGGGGUCCCCUGCAUGGAGACAUACGAAUACCCCGGGUACCGCUGCGGAGCCUGUCCAGAGGGCAUGAUGGGAAAUGGAACACACUGCAAAGACAUUGACGAGUGCUCUCUUGCCCAGCCCUGCUUCCCCGGGUCUCGCUGUGUCAACAUGGCCACUGGCUUCCGCUGUGAGGCCUGUCCACCUGGGUACUGGGGACCAGAACUGAGUGGAGUGGGAGUGCAGUUUGCCAAGACACACAAGCAGGAAUGCGCGGAUAUCGACGAGUGUAACAAUGGAGCCUGCGUCCCAAACUCUGUCUGCUACAACACUGUGGGCUCGUAUAAGUGUGGUCAGUGUCUGCCUGGCUUUGUUGGCAAUCAGAUGGGGGGCUGCCUCCCGCAGAAGUCCUGCAGCAGCCUGACCUUUGACCCCUGCGAUGUGAACGCCCACUGCGUGAUGCAAAGGAACGGGGAGGCGUUGUGUGCGUGCAAUGUGGGCUAUGCAGGUAACGGACACACGUGUGGUCCUGACACUGACAUCGACGGCUAUCCUGAUGAUGCCCAGCCCUGUAUAGACAACCACAAGCACUGCCGGCAGGAUAACUGCCGCUACACACCCAACUCGGGGCAGGAGGACGCGGACAACGACGGGAUCGGGGACCAGUGCGACGAGGAUGCAGACGGGGACGGCAUCAAAAACGUUGAAGAUAACUGCCGCCUGGUUCCCAACAAGGACCAGCAGAACUCCGACACGGACUCGUUCGGAGACGCGUGUGACAACUGUCCCAACGUCCCCAACAUCGACCAGAGAGACACGGACAGCAGCGGCGAGGGGGACGCGUGUGACAACGACAUCGACGGGGACGGGAUCCCCAACGUGCUUGAUAACUGCGCCAAGGUACCGAACCCCAUGCAGACCGACCGGGAUGGGGAUGGGGUGGGAGAUGCCUGCGACAGCUGCCCCGAAAUCAGCAACCCAACCCAGACGGACGUGGACAAUGAUCUCGUGGGUGACAUGUGCGACACCAACCAGGACCUUGAUGGAGACGGACACCAGGACACGAGGGAUAACUGCCCAGAGAUUCCAAACAGCUCCCAGCUGGACUCGGAUAAUGACGGCAUCGGAGACGACUGCGACGAUGACGAUGACAACGACGGAAUUCCGGACUUCGGAACGCAGGGACCGGACAACUGUCGCCUCAUUCACAAUCCCAACCAGAAGGACACCGACGGUAAUGGUGUUGGUGAUGUCUGUGAGAAUGACUUUGACAAUGACACAGUGAUGGAUGUGUACGAUGUGUGUCCUGAAAGCGCCGAGGUUACCCUGACAGAUUUCAGAGCCUAUCAGACAGUGGUGCUGGACCCCGAGGGUGAUGCCCAGAUCGAUCCCAAUUGGGUGGUUCUCAACCAGGGAAUGGAAAUUGUUCAGACUAUGAACAGUGACCCUGGACUGGCCGUAGGGUACACUGCGUUCAACGGCGUGGAUUUCGAGGGCACCUUCCACGUGAAUACGGUGACUGACGAUGACUACGCAGGCUUCAUUUUCGGCUACCAGGACAGCUCCAGCUUCUACGUGGUGAUGUGGAAGCAGACAGAGCAGACAUACUGGCAGUCUGUACCCUUCAGAGCCGUGGCUGAGCCGGGGCUGCAGCUCAAGGCAGUGAAAUCGAAGACAGGCCCAGGAGAGUUCCUCCGAAAUGCCCUCUGGAACACGGGACACACUGCGGACGAGGUCCGCCUGCUCUGGAAAGACCCUCGAAACGUGGGCUGGCAGGACCAGACCUCCUACCGCUGGCAGCUCAGCCAUCGACCGCAAGUCGGCUACAUCCGGAUGAAGCUGUAUGAAGGCUCGGGAUUGGUUGCAGACUCUGGCGUUGUCAUAGAUACCACAAUGCGAGGGGGCCGACUCGGGGUCUUCUGUUUCUCUCAGGAAAACAUUAUCUGGUCCAACCUGCGAUAUCGCUGCAAUGACACAAUCCCUGAAGACUUUGCGCCACAGAGACAGCAGUUCCAGCAGAAUUACCAACUCUGAGAGAGGAAGUCGACACAAAACCAGAAACACAAAGACUUUCUAGUGAAACCGUCAUUGUCAUUGGAAACCAACAAAACUCCCUGCCAGGCUACACGUGUGUGUGUGUGUGUGUGUGUGUGUGUGUGUGUGUGUGUGUGUGUGUCUGCGAGAGUGGGGUGCAUUGAACCAUAGGGAGUGAUCGAGUCACUUAGCAGGGCAAAGCUCCCAUCACAAAAGAGGUUAAUGCGUUGUACUGUUAACCUGUUAAACGUUCAUAAAAGCAACUACCCUGAUCAUUUACCUCCCUUUUAAACCAUGUUCGGUCUACUACUACAGCACACAGAGCUAAUGCAAUAAUUUAAGUAAAUCUGAGCUAAUAUGUAUUGCCAUCACUUCAGAUCUUUUCCUCUAUGGAAGAGACUGUGUAUUUGAUUUUUAACAGUAGUGUUUCAAUAGCAUUUUUUUUUUUAUCAAUAAAACUGGCCCUUGCACUCUUUUCCACGUCCUGUUGAUGGAACGCAGCUGACACACUGAAGUUGCUUCUGGGAGUUUGAGUCCUUGCAGGCAAAACGAUUCAUGACGUCUUAGUAUUUUUGCAAUUUUUU